AUGAACAGGCUUGAAGACAACAAACUAUUAAAUAAUAGGGCUCUAUGCCCGGCUGCUCUGCAGCUGGCUCAGGCCCUGAAAAGAUGUGGUAUUCUUCCACCGUUAACAGUAUCCAAGAAGUCCUCCCAUAAAGAGACGGGCCAUGAUUUCCUGCUGGGGAAAACUGACAAAGAAGUGGACAAACGGAGCUCUGAGUCAGCACCGGAGGUAUCUGAAUCCUUCAAGGCUGAUAUGUCGAGCAUGGACCUGUACGGACCAGGGCUGGAUCAGGGCAUUUCCGGUUUAAGAACUGAUCCAUCUGAAGUGUUCCCAGAAGUGGAUGAACAGAGCGCCGAGUCAGCACAGGAGGUAUCUGAGGAUGAGGACAUGGACCUGUAUGAACCAGAGCUGGAUCAGAGAAGUACCGGUUCUGAAGUUAUCCCGGAAGAGGAGGAAGAGGAGGAAUACCCCGAGGACUGGGACCUGUAUGAACCAGAGCUGGAUCGGAGAAGUACCGGUUCUGAAGUUAUCCCGGAAGAGGAGGAAGAGAAGAAAGAGGAGGAAGAGGAGGAUUACCUCAAGGACUGGGAACCGUAUGAACCAGAGCUGGAUCGGAGAAGUACCGGUUCUGAAGUUAUCCCGGAAGAGGAGGAAGAGGAGGAAGAGAAGGAAGAGGAGGAAGAGGAGGAAUACCUCAAGGACCGGGAACCGUAUGAACCAGAGCUGGAUCAGAGAAGUACCGGUUCUGAUGUUAUCCCGGAAGAGGAGGAAGAGGAGGAAGAGAAGGAAGAGGAGGAAGAGGAGGAAUACCUCAAGGACCGGGAACCGUAUGAACCAGAGCUGGAUCAGAGAAGUACCGGUUCUGAUGUUAUCCCGGAAGAGGAGGAAGAGGAGGAAGAGAAGGAAGAGGAGGAAGAGGAGGAAUACCUCAAGGACCGGGAACUGUAUGAACCAGAGCUGGAUCAGAGAAGUACCGGUCCUGAUGUUAUCCCGGAAGAGGAGGAAGAGGAGGAAGAGAAGGAAGAGGAGGAAGAGGAGGAAUACCUCAAGGACCGGGAACUGUAUGAACCAGAGCUGGAUCGGAGCACUUCCAGUUUGGGCGGUGCAGAAAACGAUCAGCUGAUCAAAACUCUCAGGGAAGAACUUGAAUCCAUGCGUGAAGAAAACAAAAAAGUAGAGGCUGAGAAAAAGGAGGUGGUAGCCACCCUCGCUGAAACAUUGAGUGUCAUUGAGGGCGAUCAAGAGCAAAUUAGUUCCAUGUCGCUCCAUAUUCAGACUCAGCAGGAGGAGUUAAAGGAGAGCAGAACUGAGAUCCAAGCGCUGAGGGACAGACUUUCUGAGCAGCAGGAGGAGGGGGAGAAGAAAGAUGUGGAGUUGGAGAAGAAAGAUGUGGAGUUGGAGAAGAAAGAUGUGGAGUUGGAAAGCCUCAGAGCCAAAGUGAAGGCCUUGUUGCAGACCAAUCAAGAGAGGGAUGAAAAAGUGUCUGAGAUGACAAAAGAGGCUGAAGGACACAACAUGAAGGUGGAGAAACUGAAGAGGGAACUGAAGAAGAGUCACAUUCAGAAGGAGGAGUUAAAGGAGAGCAGAGCUGAGAGCAGAGCUGAGAUCCAAGCGCUGAGGGACAGACUUUCUGAGCAGCAGGAGAUGGGGGAGAAGAAAGAUGUGGAGUUGGAAAGCCUCAGAGCCGAAGUGAAGGCCUUGUUGCAGACCAAUCAAGAGAAGGAUGAAAAGGUGUCUGAGAUGACAAAAGAGGCUGAAGGACACAACAUGAAGGUGGAGAAACUGAAGAGGGAACUGAAGAAGAGUCACAUUCAGAAGGAGGAGUUAAAGGAGAGCAGAGCUGAGAGCAGAGCUGAGAUCCAAGCGCUGAGGGACAGACUUUCUGAGCAGCAGGAGAUGGGGGAGAAGAAAGAUGUGGAGUUGGAGAAGAAAGAUGUGGAGUUGAAAAGCCUCAGAGCCAAAGUGAAGGCCUUGUUGCAGACCAAUCAAGAGAAGGAUGAGAAGGUGUCUGAGAUGACAAAAGAGGCUGAAGGACACAACAUGAAGGUGGAGAAACUUGAGAGGGAACUGAAGAAGAGUCACAUUCAGAAGGAGGAGUUAAAGGAGAGCAGAGCUGAGAUCCGAGCGCUGAGGGACAGACUUUCUGAGCAGCAGGAGAUGGGGGAGAAGAAAGAUGUGGAGUUGGAAAGCCUCAGAGCCGAAGUGAAGGCCUUGUUGCAGACCAAUCAAGAGAAGGAUGAAAAGGUGUCUGAGAUGACAAAAGAGGUCGAAGGACACAAGAUGAAGGAGGAGAAACUGGAGAGGGAACUGAAGGAGAGUCACAUUCAGCAGGAGGAGUUAAAGGAGAGCAGAGCUGAGAGCAGAGCUGAGAUCCGAGCACUGAGGGACAGAAUUGCAUCUCUGCAGAUAAUGUUGGAAAAUCUGCAAAAUGCAAUUAAGGAGAAAGACCAAAUCGUUUCCUUGGUGAGGAACAAAGCUGAUCGGCUGGCCUCAGACCUCAGAGAGGAAAGAGACAAAACCAGAUCUCUGCAGAUGGACCAAGCGGUUUGUGAUCCCAAGCAGGAGGAAAAACUGGAGCACCUGACCAGCCAGAAUAAAGAGUUGGCUUCUAAGAACCAAAGUCUGAAGGAUGAGCUUCACCAGACUCAGAUGGCUCUUCAAAAGCUCCAAAUGGCCUCUGAGAUCAGCAGGUUGCAGGCUGAGCUCAAGGUGGCCAAGAAGGAGAGGAGUGACGAAGAAUGGAGCAGCAAACUGGAAGAGGAGAGGGAUCGCUUCAUUAGAGCUGACAGAGAGAUUCAGGUUUUGAAGAAGGAGCUUUCUGACAAGGAGCUGGCUUUGGAGAAGAGCCUGGCUGCUGAGAAACAUCUGCAAUCUGCUCUUCAAAGUGAAAAGCAGGCCAAAUCUCUGGACGCCUCUAAUAUCCAACUGAGAGAGGACUCCAGAGACCUGACAAACCUCAGAACUCAGUUAGUGGCAAGUAGGAGAGACUAUGACCACAUGUGGUCAAAAUACCGCAGUCUCUCUGAGCGCGAAGAGGAACUGAGCAGCAAGUGCUUUGAAAGCAGGCUGGAGAACAGCAAACUGCAGUACAUGACAGAUGAGCUCAAGGCUAAAGAGAUCGCGAAUAACAUCAAACUGGAAGCACUCAAAGACCAACUCCAAGAGGAGAAGAAGAAGAGCUUUGAGCUGCAGCUGAAGAUAGACAAAGCUGCUCUUGAACUCCAAAAAGAAAAAUUCUCCAGCCAGGAGCAUGGAGCUAAGCUGCAGUACGCUCUGACGUGGCUCCAACAGGAACAGAAAGAGAACAGGAGGUUGACCAAGGAUCUGCUGGAUAGCAAGCAUGAGUUCAACGCGUUCAGAGGCCAACAGACGGAGCUGAGGAUCAAAGAGCUGGAAGACAACAACAAACUUCUGCAGCUUAAACCCAACAUGCUAAACUUCAGCACACACGCUAACAUUGUCACCUACCCGUAA
Messenger RNA from Xyrichtys novacula (pearly razorfish), 3453 nucleotides. Lineage: Eukaryota; Metazoa; Chordata; Actinopteri; Labriformes; Labridae. The record is from the annotation of a GenBank genome assembly.